Messenger RNA from Hevea brasiliensis (rubber tree), 3713 nucleotides. RefSeq names its product polyadenylation and cleavage factor homolog 4. NCBI's taxonomy places the organism in Eukaryota, Viridiplantae, Streptophyta, Magnoliopsida, Malpighiales, Euphorbiaceae. The record is from RefSeq and is a predicted model, not a curated record. Gene Ontology annotation, biological process: termination of RNA polymerase II transcription. Gene Ontology annotation, cellular component: mRNA cleavage factor complex; cytoplasm. Gene Ontology annotation, molecular function: RNA polymerase II complex binding; mRNA binding.
CCGUUCUCUAAGUGCUCUCGAUUCUGUCCUAGGCAGAGCACAGAAGCCAAAACCGACCGUUGAUGUGAAACCCCAUAUCAAGAUCAAGGUGGUUAAUCUAUAACCCGAAGCCAAUUCCGUUGAAUUUCAACCGCUGAUAAAAAUAACAUAAACACAUCACGCAUCUCGAUGCUAGUCUCAAUCUCACCGAGAAACUACCAGUUCAAACUCUAUGCUCUGUCUCUCUAAUUCCAGGGUGACGAUUAGAAACCCUAAUUCAAUCAGCGUCUUCUCAUGUUUCUUCCAAACCCUAAUUCGCACUCUUUAUUACUUUUUUUGUUACUCUUUUCUCUCGGCUUGACUGGAAAUGGACUCGGAUAAAGUACUUCAAAACCCUAGGUUUACUAGUAGCUCCUCCAAGCCCAUGCCCAGCAAUGAGCUAUCGCAGAAGCCGCCACCGUCAUUGUUUGACAGGUUCAAGGCAUUGUUGAAGCAGCGGGAAGAGCAGUUCAGGGUGUCUGCGGAGGAGGAUGACGUGGCAGGGCCUAUUCUGAGCACCCAGGAGAUUGUGCAGCUUUAUGAGUUGGUGCUUGAUGAAUUGAUUUUCAAUUCGAAGCCUGUCAUUACCGAUUUGACGAUUAUUGCCGGCGAGUUGAGGGAGCAUGGGGAGGGCAUUGCUGACGCUAUCUGUGCCCGCAUCAUCGAGGUUCCUGUGGAUCAAAAACUGCCAUCGCUAUAUCUUUUGGACAGCAUUGUCAAGAACAUUGGCCGUGAAUAUGUUAAAUACUUCUCAUCCCGCUUACCAGAGGUUUUCUGUGAGGCAUACAGACAAGUUCACCCUAACCUGUAUCCUUCAAUGCGUCACCUGUUUGGUACAUGGUCUACAGUGUUUCCACCUUCUGUGCUUAGCAAGAUUGAGACUCAACUGCAGUUUUCUCCACAAGUUAAUAGUCAAUCCUCUGGCUUGUCUUCCUUGAAGGCAUCUGAUUCACCAAGGCCAACCCAUGGCAUACAUGUUAAUCCAAAAUAUUUACGUCAGUUGGAACAUUCUUCAGAUAAUAAUGCUCAGCAUGUAAGAGGAGCUUCAUCAACUCUAAAAAUAUAUAGUAAAAAACCUGCCAUUGGUUAUGAUGAAUAUGAUUCUGAUCAUGCAGAGGUCAAAUCUUCACAGGUUGGAGCCCAAAGAUUAAAUACAGCGGGAAGUGUAGGUCAUACAUCUUUUACACUUGGGGUUAAUAAGCUGCACCCAUCUUCAAGUUCUGGGCUUGUGAGACGCUUGUCACCUUCAAGAGUUGGAGCUGAGAGGCCAUUGCCUUCAGAAGUUGAUGACUUUACCAUGGGAAAUUCUCCUCGAAGAUUUGUUGAUGGGGCUUCUCCAUCCCAUCCAGUGCUCAAUUAUGGACCUGUUAGAGCCAUUGGAAGAGAUGAAGAGACAAAUGAACGGAGAAGAAAACAGUAUUAUGAUGAUAACCAUAACCGACUGGAAGCAUCUAUUGCAUAUGGCCUAUCCAAUGGACGUGAGCGUCAAGGACCCAGAGCUUUAAUAGAUGCAUAUGGAGAUGACAGACGGAACAGAAUUCCAAAUAGUAAACUGUUGCAAAUCGAACGUGUAGAUUUUGAUGGCAUCGCCAAUAAAGUGGGUCCAAGAUCUUGGCAGAAUACUGAAGAGGAGGAAUUUGACUGGGAAGAUAUGAGCCCUACUCUAGCUGACCGCAGCAGGAGCAAUGAUUUCUUACCAUCUGUUCCACCUUUCGUAGGGGCUGGGGCUAGGGCUGGCAUUGGAACGACUGUUGCUGGCCAAUUGGAUUCUGAUAUUGGGAGCAAUCUAUCUGGUCAGGCUCAGCUAUCGUUGGCGGAUGAUUCCUCUAAUAUUGUUGAAGAUGCAGUCCCCAUUCUGGGCCCUGGUCAUGGAUCUGCAGCUAAGAUAACUGGAUUCCAAACUGAGAGAAAUCAGAUUAUGGGUUCUCGAUUUCCUCGAGAAGCGUGGAAGUUGCCACAUCACUUCCCUCAGACAACAGAUCUCGUAAAUGCUAAAGAAAGUAGGGAAUUUCAGAUACCCUUUUCUAGAAGUGGUAUACCCUAUUCAGGCAGUAAGAGUUUGGUCCUCAGUGACAAACUUCCAGAUACUGAUGCCCAGCUUGUCGGGCCUCCAACUCUUUCAUCACGGUUGAUUUCCAGUAUUGCACCAUCAUCAACUGGGGUAUGGCCUCAUGUAAAUGUGCAUAAAUCUCAUCCACCUCCUGUGCACCACAUUUUUCCACCACAGAAGCAGAGUAGAAGUCAAUUUGAUUCAGUAACUGGAACUAAUACUGUAAAUCAUAGUUUACAUAAGUCUUCCUUUUUGACGGAGCAACAGUUCAAUAGUGUUGAAAGCAAAGAACCCAGUUUGAUGAAGCGACCACUAUUACCCGGUCAACGUACUACUCAGAAUAAGCCAAACCAGUCUCAAUCUAAUCCUUUUCAGCUACAGUAUCUUCCAUCUAAUGAGGCUCUAGAAAAUCUUCCGCCAUCUGUGGCUUCACUGCCUCCUUAUCCACAGUCUGUUCCACUGUGCCAUGGAUAUGCCAUGAAAGGGCAUGGUGCUGUCAUGAGUAUGGUUCCUUCAAAUGCUGUACCUGCUGGGCUUCCUUUAGUAUUCAACAAUAUCCCAAACGCCUUGCAUUCACAGGUUGGGGUCCGGCCACCUCUACCUCCAGGUCCUCCUCCUGCUUCUCAAAUGAUACCUAACUCUCAAAAUGCUGGUCCAGUUGCCUCUAACCAAUCACCAGGCAGUGAUUUUUCGGGUUUGAUUAGUUCUCUCAUGGCUCAAGGUUUGAUCUCAUUGACAAGCAAAACACCUGUACAGGAUUCUGUGGGACUGGAGUUCAAUGCUGAUCUUCUUAAGGUGCGCCAUGAGUCAGCAGUAACUGCCUUAUAUGCUGAUUUGCCCAGGCAGUGUACAACAUGUGGCCAUAGAUUUAAGUGUCAAGAAGAGCACAGUAAUCACAUGGAUUGGCACGUUACUAAGAACCGGAUGUCCAAGAACCGUAAGCAGAAACCCUCUCGCAAGUGGUUUGUUAGUGCAAAUAUGUGGCUUAGUGGGGCAGAGGCAUUGGGAACUGAAGCAGUUCCUGGAUUUUUGCCUACUGAGACCAUCGUGGAGAAGAAGGAUGAUGAGGAAAUGGCUGUUCCUGCUGAUGAGGAACAGAAUGCAUGUGCAUUAUGUGGAGAGCCUUUUGAUGAUUUCUAUAGUGAUGAAACUGAGGAAUGGAUGUACAAAGGGGCUGUCUACCUGAAUGCACCUGAUGGGUCAACAGCAGGCUUGGAUAGGUCCCAGUUAGGUCCUAUAGUACAUGCUAAAUGCAGGUCUGAGUCUAGUGUGGUUCUGCCUGACGAUUUUAGACAUGAAGAAGCGGGAAACACUGAAGAGGCUAGUCACAGAAAACAAAUGCGGAGUUAAGUAUAUUAGAUCGGCUUCAAAGUCUUCUGUAGCAUAGUUUGAGUUUAGUGAUGUUAGUAGCAUGCACUUCGAUUUUUUACAGUAGUGUUUGAGCUUGCAAUACUUUGGCUUUAUGCCAGAAACUGUACAUGUAUAGUUGGACUUGUACCAUGCAUAUCAUCUUGCAGCAAAAAGGUUACAAAUUCUCUGUUUUGGUAUUCCGGUUUUCUUAAGCUGCCAAAACAUCCAGAGGGACAUUUAGGAUUACUUUCAUUUUGAAAAGAGAAACAUGAAGGAAAUCUUUUUAUUAUUUUUA